Molecule: messenger RNA, 642 nt
Organism: Acanthamoeba castellanii str. Neff
Lineage: Eukaryota; Discosea; Longamoebia; Acanthamoebidae
Exons: 2
Coding region: 1-642 (213 amino acids)
Molecular function (GO): protein binding
Source: RefSeq, a predicted model, not a curated record
AUGGACCACCUGGCCCUGGAGCUCGUGGGCCUCGUCCUGUGCCACGUCGACCACCUCUCUCUGCCCGUGUGCCGGGCCGUGUGCCGAAAGUGGUCGGAUGCCCUCGCCGCACAGUGCCUGCCCGAGGGCGCCAGUGACGGCGACGGCGACGACAAAGGAACCACCGCUACGUUGGCCGAUGCCGCGGCCGAGGUGGUGGCCGAAGAGGAGGACGGCGAGGAGAACUACUGGAACUAUGCGGGGCGGCUGGCGGCCCACGGCCGGCUGACGGUGCUGCAGUGGGCCCGCGCCCAGGGCUGCCCGGUGGACGAGAUCGAACACGCCCGUGGCCACGCGGCCAGGACAGGCCACCUCCCAGUCCUCCAGUGGCUCUACGACAUUGUCGACAACGAAGACCACGAUGACGAAGACGAAGACGAUGACGAUGACGGUGACGGCGACGGCGACGGUGAUGGUGACGACGAUGCCACAGUCGAGCAAGCGGCCAAGGGUGGCCAUGUGGCGGUGCUCGAGUGGCUGCGGGACCGGCCAGCAGGCGGCGGUUCAAUGGUUACGCGCCAAUGGCUGCGCCUGGGACGAGCGCGCGUGCUAUGCCGCGGCCCACGGCGGCCACCUCGCACUGCUGCAGUGGCUGCGCUCUGA